Molecule: messenger RNA, 10737 nt
Organism: Mya arenaria
Lineage: Eukaryota; Metazoa; Mollusca; Bivalvia; Myida; Myidae
Exons: 61
Coding region: 44-10393 (3449 amino acids)
Biological process (GO): establishment or maintenance of epithelial cell apical/basal polarity; heterophilic cell-cell adhesion
Cellular component (GO): plasma membrane; protein-containing complex
Molecular function (GO): calcium ion binding; protein binding
Source: RefSeq, a predicted model, not a curated record
UCAGGAAGUAUCUAGAUGCAUACUGUUGAAAAGAUACGAAAAUAUGUGGACUACUGUCGUAAAUCUUGCUGUUAUUCUCCAGAUUUCAGUUCAUGCAGAUGAUAGUAUCUUUGAAAUAUUGGGCGAGCUUGAAUUCGAAUGCCCUCAUGGCUGGAUAAUUCACAAAGCCAACUGUUAUAAGAAAGUUGAAGUUGAGAUGACGUUCAACGAGGCGUCCGUGACGUGUUACCUGGAGGGUGCUCAUCUGCUGUACUUGGCGAAUGAGAUUGAAUAUGACGAGGUCAUAGCCCACAACGCGCCAGGAAUUAACGUAUGGAUGGGCUUCGAGACGAAUGGAACCCACAUUGGUCGUAACGUUACUGGUUUCGACACUCCAAGCGAUCUGAUUCCACGUUGGGCUAACAACGAGCCAGCCCCAAACAGGCACGACAUAGACUGUAUUCUGGUCGACUAUAUGAAGGGGCUUAUGGUUAGGGCCUGCGACGAGAUGCAUCCUUUCUUCUGUAAAAGAAGAGCCUGUCUCAAAGGUUACAUGUCCUGCGACACGGCUACGAAGUGUGUUCCUGAUGCGAGAAAGUGUGACGGGAAACUUGACUGUUUGGACACAAGGGAUGAAUUGGACUGUCCUAAUGAUAUGAACUAUAUAGACGUGGAAACCUCAGGAAGUUUUUCUACUCGCACCCUGUAUUCUGGUCAGCAAAGAAUUUGGACAAUGAAAGCUCCCAUUGGACGACGAAUUAAGCUUUACGUGCCGUCUAUGACUCUCGAAACGAAUGUGGCGUUUUUAGAAGUAUGGACUGGUAAUCCUACAUUUGCUGUUUCCCGGCUCAUAAAGAGGUUUACUGGAACUGUAAGUGCGGGCGUCUAUCUGUAUUCAGAUAACAACUACAUGACUGUUCGUCUGUACGCCAACAAUCUUCAGCAAGACUUCAACGCAAAAACAUUGAGUUAUACCGCAGAUAAUACAAACAUAUUUCUUGGCUACAAGGACCUUGACGCUACGGUCGCGUUGAAAUCGCUGACCUUCCCUUACCAGGGAAUGGAAUAUAAACCAAAAGGUCUACACCUGCGUUGGAGAAUUACAGCUUCUGGAGGAGAUUAUAUUACAUACUAUGUUGAGCCAAUAGAUAAGACGAAACCCACAUCAGGGAAGAUACGCGGCGGGAUGACAUACCUAGAACCGGGUGAUGUCCGAGUGACCGGACGUAAAGAACUGCACAUCACAAUGGAAGGCGUUCCUGAAAAUCUCCAACUUAUGUACAAAUCAGGCUGUGGUGACAUUACGCUGAUGCAUGAGUAUGGCACAAUACAACUGUUUGACGAACUGAUUCCAAACAAUGCAACGUGUACGUGGACAUUAAAAGGGGGAGAAGCAGUUGGUCGAGGACUGGCGUUAAAGUUCAUGAACGACCUGUAUGACGAUCCACGUACAACAUCGGCAACAAAGUCCAUGGAUAUAUUUACGAUUGAAGGCUCAGGAGGGACUAAGACUGAGGUGGAAAAUUAUCCUGAGAUGAUUUACCAUAGUUCGGAUGGUACCUUUAAAGUCAUUUUUCAAUCUGAUGUUGUCCUUAAUUCAAAGAGUUCUAGUUUCGACUUCGGAGCAGACUGCCCAAUGCUUGAUGUUUCCGAGCAAACGGAAAUGAAUAAAAACACGAAUUACUUUGAUGAAGAUGUUCUGUUGACUUGCACUACUGGAUACGACUUUCACCUUGAGAAAUAUGCACCCAGAGCAUCGCUUACACUAAGGUGUACUAAAGGGUCAUGGUACAUUGAUGAUGAUAAACUUGCAGCAAUUCCAGAAUGCAAGAUGGUAUUUUGUGGCGCUCCUCCAAAAGUGAACAAUGCAUAUGUUACUGUUGCCUCUGGCGGUUCAUAUAUGUCAGUCGCUACCUACGCUUGCAAUCCGGAAUUCAAUAUGGCGGGCGGACCAAAUGCAACCUGCAUGGAUAACGGCGAGUGGGAGGGACUACCGGCAUGCUCUUCUUCAAGCUGUCCUGAAUUAAGGGACGACAUCCUACCAAAUGGAAAGCUAGAAAUAAUUGGAGGCAACGCUUUCUCUGGUGGAAGCGCUGAUUUUGACACAGUUGUAGAAUUUAUCUGUAAUGAUGGCUACGAAUUGGUGGGUACAGUACGGACCCACUGCAAUAACAACGGCUGGACGCACGGAAAUACUCCUCCAACGUGUAAAGUACUUUCAUGUCCGAUACCAAGCAUGCCCAACGCGGAAUACAAUCUUGAUGGAGAAGUUAACUUCGGAGACUCUCUGACAAUUUCUUGCAAAGAAGGGUUUCAGUUCAGAGACAGAUCUGAAAACACACCUUUCAAUAUAAACUGUCAAGCAAAUCAAACCUUUGACAUAGUGGAUGAAUGCAUUGAUAUAGACGAAUGUGAAACAGGCACUAGUGGCUGCAACCUCGACUCAACAGCAUGUAGGAAUACCAUAGGUUACCGCAAGUGUAUCUGCAAAAAUGGCUUUCACAAUCCCACUGGGGUGUCUUGCUCAGACAUCAACGAAUGUUUAGUAAACAACGGUGGCUGUUACGAUAUGGCCAACUGCGCAAACGCCCCAGGCACAUACAGCUGUACAUGUCCCAGUGGUCACAAACUGUUUGAAACGAAUGGAGACCAGGGAUUCACUCUGCAAUCGUCCGAGACUGGACUUGGGGAAAACGAUAUGUAUCGAAUCAACCGUACCUGUGUCCCAUUGAAAUGCCCUGGGUUGCCGAAUAUCCAGAAUGGAUGGUACUUGACCAGUGAGACUCAGUUUCAUUUCAAUAAAGAAGUGGACAUUCAUUGUGCAGAUGGCUAUUUCUUUGCCAGUGAUGGAACUACUACAUCCGUCACAGACGGCAAAUUAACAUGUACAGCUGCCGGAAACUGGGACAUAGCACCAUCAUGCUCUCCACGGGAGUGUUCAUUACCUGUAAAGCCACUAAAUGGGAUGUAUAACAAAGAAAGCGUCGCUUUUGGGGAACAACUUACGCUCACCUGUGACCUAUCUGAAUCAGAGCAGAUUACUAGACAAGCUAUUUGUUUGUACAAUGGCACGGAUAAGGAAGUUGUGUUUGGUGGAGAUGAUAUCACCGUAUGUCCAGAAAUAAAUUGUGGGAAUCCUGACGAUGUAAUGCCACCAGCGGGGAUCUACGCUAGCAACAAACCACUGACGUUCACCUACUGGCCAACAACCUCGAAAUUCACAUUCGAUUGUUCAGCUGGCUCUAGGGUCACCGGGCUAUCGGAAGACGGUGAUAUGAUUGUCAAGUGUAAAGCAAAUGGCCGAUGGAGUUUAGGCUUGUUGGGAUGUUUAGUCGAGAUGUGCAUGGAUCCUGGAACACCAGGAGACGCCGAUCAAAUUGCAUCAAGUUAUGAAAUUGGUGCAACACUAAGCUAUGCAUGCACAAGAACAGGAUUUAAACCAACAGGGCCAGAAAACUACACAUGUGAAUAUAGCAAUGGUGCAGCAGAAUGGUCAGACAAUUUGGACAACGUUCUUCCUACGUGUGAAGACAUCGAAGAACCGACUUACGAUCCAUGCAAGACAGAACCACAGACUACAUUUAAAAUGCAACCCGCAGUUUUUAAUGUUCCGACAUUUAGAGACAACUUUGCGAUUAAAAGUGUUUCUAAAACUGGCCUCGCUCGCCCUGGGGAUGUUUUGACAUCGAAUGAAGAUGUAACGUACACGGCGAAGGAUUUCAAUGAGAACUCAGCGACUUGUUCCAAUUCUAUUGUAGUUUCAGAACGCAAGAAACCCUCCAUUGAUUGCCCCUCUAAGAAAAUCAUCAGUGUCGUCGAUCGGACCCAAACUGUAAACAAUGUGAACGAAUGGAAACCACAAUAUUUCCAGGAAGUGGACGCGCACACUACUAAGCUCUUAUCCAUCCUGCCAGAAUCUGUGAUCUCAAUUGUAAGCAAAAUAGGGGUUUCGGAAGAAAUCGUGGUAACCGUAGGGUUUACAAACGGGGCAAAUGUGGACGAAGAGGCAAAAUGUAAAUUCCGAGUAUUCUAUGAAGCUGGUGCUUGUUUCGAAGAAAGCUUAUUUAGUGACAGUAUUGCAACCACGGACUGUGUGGAUGCGGCUGGUGGAGGGCUAGAAUGCACCCGAACAUGCAAUGACGGAUAUGUGUUUGGAAAUGGAGGCACAUCAAAGAUAUUUAUCUGCAGUUCUCCAAGCACUUGGGACUUUGACCAAGCGGACCCAAGAAAUCGUUAUUGUCUCCCAAUACAAAACUCAGACGAUACCAUCGACGUGCAAGUAAUCUAUAAUUACGACUUUUUGAACCACAAUUGCUUUAUUAAUUUUUUUAAUAAAGUGAAUGGUGAGCUUAGUACCUUUGAAAGCAAUGUUCAAGCAUCUUGCAAUCUAGACUGGGAUGCACAAGUCGUUACAGCAGGGUUGGUUCCAACAGCUAAGUUUUCAGCGACGUUGAAACUGACUUUGCUUUCGUCUGCAACAACCACUGAGAAGAGCAACUGUUUGCACAAUAUACGUAAUAACUCAGCAUUGUUAAACUUCGGUAAUACUAACUUGCAAUGCGGUACAACAAUCGCGGCAAUAAGUGUUGAUUCAACUGAGACCGGUGAUAUAGAGGUUACCUGCCGACAGGACUAUCACUUUAAAGUGACAAGUGCCGACCUAGGUGUCGACGUCUGCGUUCCAUGCGGUCCAGGUCUGAUUUACAGUUCUACGUCACAGUCUUGUGAGGCCUGCCCUGAUGGCCAGUACCAAGACAGUAACAUGCAGACAACUUGCCUAUCAUGCAGCAGUGGUUCAUAUCCAAGCGCAGAUAGAACCAAUUGCCAAGUUACAUGCCCGGCAGGAUAUACAUCACCAGAUGGGUUUUAUCCUUGCACACCAUGCACUGCUGACUCGUACUCGGUGAAUACAACAACAUGCAUACAGUGUCCGAAUGGAGGGUCGACAGUCGGAGUGCCAGCUGCCUCGUCUGCACAGCGAUGUUAUGACCCUUGCCCUGAGGGACAGUAUUCUUGGUCCGGUUAUAUGAACACAGCAUGCAGACCAUGUCCCCUACAUCAUUACCAAGCUGCCCCUGGGAUGACGUAUUGUGACUCAUGCCUUACUUCUCAAAUGACAUUGCAGACGGGAUGCGUGAACAACACAUUUUGUCUUCUUAUAGAAGGUUGUAACAGUGCUUAUUGCAACGACAGAGGGACGUGUGAAACAGCAUUUGGACGGAAGAACUGCCAGUGCGAUGCUGGCUACUAUUUCGAGCAAUGUGAAAAUAUUUAUCAUAUCUGUAACGGAAAUCCCUGCACAAACGGUGGGACUUGUGUGCGUGGAGACGGCCCAAUUAAUUACACAUGCACUUGCGUGGCGAGAUUUACCGGCAAUAACUGUGAGGUUGACAACAUUGACAACUGUAACAACUCUCAAUGUCACGAAAACUCGCGAUGCGUGGACAAAAUCAACGGUUAUGAGUGUAUUUGCUCUUCAUCUGUUGGAUUCGGUGGUCAAUACUGUAAGACUUCAACAGAUCCCUGUGAUGAUUCACCAUGCCAACAUGGAACAUGCAAAAGUUUUGAAUAUGUUCGAUAUGAAUGCACUUGCCAGGACGGGUAUGGUGGAAUCAAUUGUGACAUUAACAUAAACGAGUGUAACGCACAUCCCGAUGCAUGCAUGUAUGGUGGAUCAUGCGUUGACCGUGUGAAUGAAUACCAGUGUAAUUGCAUGCCUGGUUUUUCGGGAGAACACUGUGAGAAUGUUCCAGACUACUGCUCACCUGGUGACUGUCAGGAGGAAAACGUUUGCUAUAGCAGUUUAGAUGCACAUGAUGGUGUUUGUUCAUGCGAUUCUCGCUUCUUCAAGCCGGUGUAUAUCUGCGAUAUGCAAGACACAAGUGGGAAAAGUCUGGCCGACCCUAAACCUAAUGUUAUAGGUGGUGUGAGGAUUGUGCAAUCUAUUCAGAAAUGUAAAGACUUAUGUCAGUAUGAACCUGAUUGUGGUUAUGCUACAUAUGUGGAGUUUCCAGCCAGUAAAGCAUGCCUUUUGUACAAACGAGGCACAAUAAAUGAAAUAGACAACACAGGGUCAACUCUUAUCAAGAAGGACUGCAUCAUUGAAGGAACUCAUUAUGACUGCAAUAGAAAUUCAACCCCCUGCGGUACAAUUACUUGCGACAACAACGGGACCUGCUCGGAUAACGGCUAUGUAGCUACCUGCCUAUGUGCCGCGGGAUUCUGGGGUACUCGAUGUCAGUACAGUGUAGACGAUUGUGUUAAUAACAAUUGCCAGAACGGUGCUGUAUGUGAAGAUGGCUAUCUUGGUUUUACAUGUGAAUGUCUUGCGGGAUUUGAAGGAAACCAGUGUGAGACCAAUACUGAUGACUGUCCUGGACUUUGUAACACUACACAGGGAUCAUGUGUGAACCUCGUUGACGGCUACAAUUGUGUCUGUAAACCUGGAUAUCAGGGUAGCAAUUGCGAGCUGGAAAUUGACGAAUGCCUCACAUAUCCGUGUAAACAUGGAGCCGAGUGUAAAAAUAUGGUCAAUGACUACUCAUGUACGUGUGAAUUGGGCUGGACAGGCAAGAACUGCGAUACGGAAAAAAAUCAUUGUGAAUCACGGAAUUGUCAAAAUAAUGGAGAGUGCUUCAAUCUACCGGAGUCAUCAUUUUGCAGAUGUGAAGGCGGUGCACUUGGGGAGAACUGUGAGAAUGCAACAUUAGUUUGUGAUGUCAUGAGUGGAACUGACGUCUGUCAAAAUGAAGGUUUGUGCACAAACAGACCUGGAACAGCCUCGUGCGAAUGUCAUCCAGAUAAUGAUGUGCGGCGGUGCUAUUUUGAUGAAGGACGUGUCGGAAUUGCUGGAGGUACAAGUGAAACGUUGGCCUUCAUUCAAGUACAGAGCCUUGAAGAAUGUAAAACCACAUGCUUAAAUAUUCCAAACUGCGGCGAUAUGGUGUUUUUUACUUUAUCUGGACAAUUUUAUUGCUACUUGUAUGAGCGGGAGAAGUUUGUGUUAACAUUAGAUGAAUCUGCGAGAGUGCAUUAUCGAAGAAUUUGUCCCAUAGAUUAUACAGGAGACUCGUGCGAACAAGUUAAGGAUUGGUGCUCCGAAGCAAAUAACCCCUGUGAGAACGGAGGAGAAUGUACACCAAAAGGACCUGCUGGAUAUACGUGCAUGUGUCGGUCAGGGUACAGUGGUGUUAUAUGCAACAUUGACGCUGAUCCAUGUAGUACUAACCCAUGUGCGGGCGUAGCAAGAUGCCAGUCUACGGUAACAGAGUAUAUCUGUCAGUGUGAACAGGGUAAAAUAUUUACCGGAAGCCAGUGCAGAGAUGAUCCCACAAGACCGGUCAUUCUAGUUAGCAAUUUAAAUGGUUUUUUAGUACCGCCAACCCUACAAACACCAUUCCAUUGGACCACCAAAACGAUUUCUAUAAUGUUUAUGAUCAGAGUGCACGCUAGUUCUGACGAUCAGUUGGCGAGUUUGUUGAAUAUUUACGUGCAAAAUUCAUUAAAUCCAAACUAUCAGGAUUAUAUGUACUGGAUAUCCGUUAGUCGCAGAGGAAUUUGCGUUAAAAAUGACAUCUCUUCCUGGAUAGGUGUCACGUUUAACGAAGAUUUUGGAAGUGAACUGGGGGAUGGUAGUUGGCAUCAUUUGGGUAUUGCAAUAGAUGAAAAUGACAUGCUGUCGGCCACUUUAGAUGCUAUCACGAUAGACAAUGCUGUUGAAGUUGUAUCCCCUCCGGCGGGAGAAAAGAACGUGCAGAUAUCUCUUGGCUAUUUGAAUUUAGCCGAAUAUCAGGAUGUAUCUGUAUGGGACGUAACUUUAACGAGCCGCGAUUUUGCACUAGCGUCUGUUGGUAAUCAACCAUCUGUUAAUCCUAUACAAGGAUGGUGGAACUAUGACCCUAAGACCUCAGGGAUGCGUCUGACAGAACGGUUGCAGCAUAAUCUUCUAGACGAUCCGAAUAUACACUUCCCGCAGAUGAACUGUGAUAGUUUUGAAAACAUAAUGCAUGUGUCUGCUGAAAGAGUUGUAGACAGGGAUACAUUUGUCGGCAAGAUUGAGGAGGUCAAAGAAAACACCAAUCAAACUUUAACUUUCAAACACUCCCUUCCACCAAGUUUGACUUGGGGAUUCUAUGAAGCAGUUGUUGUCGGUAUGAAUAGUAACACCCUCAACUACGGAGAAUGCAGAGUGAAGCUUGUGGUAAAAUACAACGACGUGUGUCCAGCAGCUCGAUCAGACAACACACUGAGAGAAGUAUGUCCUUCAGAUGCAGACGCCGUGUGUGAUCUCACGUGUUUAGAUCCAAAUGAAGCACUUUUUGCACCUGUUCCUAAAUAUAUCUCUUGUGGAACGACUGGCGUAUGGGAUACAAGAAAACCGUAUGAUGAUCUCGUCCUUCCGGGAUGUACAAUCAGUGGAGACCCAAUGUAUGCAGUCACAAUCAUGAUGAAAUUAGAAACAGUGAUACCUUGUGGAAAUUUGGACAUACAUACUAAAGUUUCUAAUAGAUUGAACGAUGUGUUGAACGAUAUAAAUGGUAAAAAAUGGACAGGACUUUGCACUGGUGCCAAUUGUGAUAACCUCGCAAUCAUAAAAGCAGCCUGUAUCGGCACUACAACAAUGUUUGAAGUUGGAUUCACUCUUACAUAUGCAAGCAAUACGAUUACUGCCUUUGGUGGUGGAGAAACGUCGGUGUUAGAUGCGCUCAGGAUUAUCAUUCUGUUAGAAAAGGAUUUGAGCAUGCAGGAAAUAGCUAGUGCAUCCUUGCUCGAAGACACUGUUGAAAUCAGCAUGGAAGAAGUCUGUUGGGAUGGUUACGCUCUCGUUAUGAGCGAUAUCUCCAGAGCUUGUGUGCCCUGCGGCCCUGGUUGGAGGUACGACAUCGGGACAAAAGAGUGUGUUCUCUGUGAUUAUGGGCAUUACCAGAACGGCAUUGCACAAACAGAGUGCAUGCCUUGUGGGGAUGACAAAUGGACGAAUUUCCGCGGAGCUAGAGAAGAGAAUGACUGUAUAAUUAACUGCCCUGUUGACCAAGACUUAAAGGCAGGUACGAAUUGUGCUAGCUGUGAACGGGGAUUCUUCAACAAUAAUGUUGAUCUUAACAAGUUCAAUGCGUGUCAAGAAUGCAGUACUGGGAAAACAACAGAAACAAGAGGAUCUACCUCGGAAUCUGACUGUUCAAUCCCUGUUUGUUCAAAAGGCCAGUAUAUUAGGGAUGACGUGUGUGAGGACUGUCCACAGGACCAGUUUUCUGAUGAAGAAUUACCUAAUUCUGGAACAACAUGCUUGUCGUGUACUGCAAGUGACUUGGCUCUUGCCGGCCCUGAUGAUGGAACGUUCGGGACAGAGAAUACUGGCUCUUCUAGUUCAGAUUGUAAACCCUUCUGUCCAUCUGGGUACAUUAUAAACGCCGAAUCCACUGGUUGUGAACCAUGUUCGCGAGGAUCAUACAAAAUCAAUGAGGAGGGCAGGUUCGCUGCCGAGUGUACUGGGUGUCAAGUUGGUACCACAACAGAAAGCAUGGUAUCUACACAUGUAGACAACUGCAGUAUACCCGCUUGCAACGCGGGGCAAUACAUCUUGAACGGUGCCUGUACCAGCUGCCCGAUAGAUACGUUUUCAACCGAGGAACUCCCAACAUCUGAAACGGAAUGCCUGAAUUGUACCGGCGAGUGUGACCUUUGUGAGAUUCGAGGAACUGAGGGACGCGGUGCAAGUAGUGUUGAAGAAUGCAGAGCGUAUUGUCCGUCGGGUCGGGUAAUUAACGCUGUUUUUAACGACUGCAUACCGUGCCCUAUUGGGAUGUACAAGGACAACACGUUGGACAUGUUUUCGUCUGAAUGCACGCCAUGCCCAGACGGUUCAACAACACAAAAUGUUGGAGCUACCCAUGCUAGCCAAUGCGCAAGUCAGGAAGAGCAAAGCAGCCUUGCUGUUAUCAUAGGUACUUCCGUCGCUGGAGGAUUAUUGCUGAUGGUUGUCGUGGCCUUCUUGAUUUACCGACGCAGAAAAAGGAACGAGAAGUUACCGGAAGAAGGACGUUCCGACAGGACUGAUACUUCUAAUCCAAUGAACGUCUAUGAUCAACCGCAGGGCGGAGAAAAUGACAUACCGACUAGAAAAAAUGAAUAUGACGUCAUACCUGCCGACGUAAACGUUUAUAUGACAGUUACCGAAGAUGCUCAAACAAGCACUGGAACGAACGAAAGCGGUAAACAUGUUCAAAAUACUGAUACUACCACAUCAGAAAGAAAUAUCUACUCUGAACUAGACGUGAACAGUUUAAAUGACAAAGACAAAGAUUAUCUUCGUCUGUACUCGCAUGAUUCCCAUGGGUAUCUGGCUCCAAUACAACAUGGGAACAUAUCCCACAACAGAAACGAAGAAGGGCGCAAUAGAACAUCAUUUUUGUAAAUAAGUUUAGUUCCAUCACUAUACAAUUGAGACCAAGGCUGUCAAAAUGGAUGGUAUGCUGCUUUUGAAAACAGCGUUCAUGAAAUUGACUAUAUUACAUGGCUUGCAUGUAUCAUAAUUCUAUUUCGCCUGAUAUAAUGGGUGAUGAGCAGUAUGCAGAGUUUAUACUAUGUUUACAAAGAAGCAUAAACGGUUGUCCAUAAUAAUGGAAUACAUUAAAUAAGUAAAAUAACACAAAUGUAUAUAUAUAUCAUAACAUGACACAUACCUAAAGUAUUUAGUAUUUUACCUAAAGUAUUUUAUUAUAAUCCCGUAGAAUGUUUCAUAAACUUUAAUAAACAUUA